CCCCAGCUUUCCUUCUAAUUGCAAAAUUGCCACCGCUUCCUUCAGCUCUUGCCCGUGCUCCUCUUUGUCCGAAAAGAACCUAUGCUACUUCCCCCAGCUUCUUCGACAAGCUUGAUUUGAAAUACCGCCCACAGCUUCUCCACAACUCAUUUCAGGCCGGAGAUGAAGAGGAUUCUUAGCGUUUAUUCACGUCGGAAGACAUGCUACAGGGUACUUUUGUUUCUGAUUAUGUCGUCUCUUUCCAGAUCGAUUUCAGUUGAAUUUCGUCCGGAAACUGUUUGAUGAGUUGUCCAAAAGAACAAGAUCGAUGAAUAUAUCACUAUUCAGACCCACUUUUAGGCAUAUUAUGAGGAACCAGUGUACAUAAGACUUCUCAGGUCUUCCAUAUCUAUAUCCCCUCUUGAACUGCUUGAUUUGUGCCUGGUAUGGCAGGCCCUUUAUGUUAGAUGAUAACGUGGUUGAUAACUGUAACCUUAUACAGUUACAAUUAUUUUAUAUAUCUUGAACACAGUGGUUGCCAAUGACAGGGCUAAUAGCAAUAGCAGUGUCAAAAGUAGGUUUGCACGCAUAGCUGUGAAAUUCACUCAAAGUUGUGAAAUUUGCUUUUGCUGUGAAAUUUUUAUGUGCGAAAAAAUGGUUUGGUUUCCCCAGCAGAGAAGGCUCCCGGGGAGAGUUGGACAAUGCAGGAUUGAACUCCAUGGUCUGGAAACAACGUCUGUGACCAUCCUACAAUGAUCGAGGUGAUAUUUUAUUAUGUUAUAACAAAAACUUUGUCUUUUAAGUUACAUAGCACUGCUUUCUGAGUUUGUAUAUUGUUGGCAUAAUAUAAAACUAAAGAUUUAGUAUUCAAUCUCAUAUUUAUAUUUAUAUCUAUCUAUCUAUAAUUUGUUAUAGUCAUUGGAGUAUACUGUUUUGUACUUUGUCACUAUACAGUAGCCUAUAUUGGUAUUUGCAUGUGGGUUGUGUUAAGUUUGUGCCCCCUCUGAUUAUAUUUAGUAUCUCUAAAAAUGUUACUCAUUAGAUUAUUAUGAACAUGGAAUCAUGUUUGUGAGUCAUCAGCCAAGAUUCAUUUGUAAGUAUUUUAUAUAAUUGCAAUAUAUUUUAAGCACCUAAUUUUUAAUAUUUAUGUUCAUUUAAUUUUGAAUUGCACUAUAUGUUCAUUUGCACGAUAUGUUAAUGAUCUGAUUUUUCAUUGCAUUUCUUAUUUAAGUGUGAAUUGUAGAUUUGGAAGUACCGAAUAUGUGUGAACUCUUAAUUUAUGAAUUGUAAUUUGUUCUCUAACUGUUUGAUAUAAUGCACAUGACUGAUGAGCUUUGCGCUGAUUUGUCAGCUUGGCAACUACAAUUCCUUUGAGGGUGUUCUGUAUUGCAGGCCACACCUUUCACUCUUUCAGUGUUCACUCUUCAGCUUCUCGCACAAGAUGUGCACAUUAUUCAAUGCUCCAUAACUGAUUGCACUGAUUUUGGUUUGUUGUAGCAUAACUGUUUGAUUAAAAUCCUGUGAGAAUUUAUCUAUUUUUUCUGAUUUCCACUAAUCUUAUUCGUAUUUGUUUGUUUUGCAGUUUGAGAUGUGUGAAUUUGUUGAAAUCAUACACCAGACGAAGCGAUGGAGCACCUUACACAGGCUAUCUUGCUCAAUCCUGCAUUAGCUAUCACCUCCUGAGUCUAUGGUGCCAGACCCUCACAAUUUAGAGUUAUUGCUAAAGGUGAACGGAGAAAUUUGGCAGAAAAGAUCAACUGCAGAUAUGAUAUUUAAGAUACCAUUUCUUAUAAGCCACAUAAUUCACUUAUGACUCUUAUUGAAGGAGAUUUUAUACUAACAGGUAAUAUUACACAGAAGUCUGCAUCUUUAUGAGUAAUUACUGAAGAUAUUGAGUGCAUUCUUCUAGCUCCAUGACAUAAUCUUGCAGCAACCCCACAACUUAUUGCCACUUUUUGAAGUACGUAUAAGUUCAUUAAUGAAUACCAGAUGAAAGUUUUUAUCCCAUAUGUAUCUGCACUAUUUUCUUCACAAAAUAUCAUUCUAGACUCACAUAAUUUGAAUAAUCACAGUACAAAACAACGAAUAGCAGUAUAGCGCGCGCACACACACAAGGUAAUGUAGUAUGUAGAAGAUGUUUUACCUUUAAAUUUUAAUCUCGGGAUCAUGACAGAUCGUCUUAGACAACGUUAUUUUACCACAUCCCCCUGGAGCUAUAAUAAGAAGAUUUCAAUGCUGGAUAACUUAAUUAAACUAUUGACUAAGUGUGGAUCUACAAGAGAAUGAUUUAUGGUAUUAAAAGAGCGAGCUAAAGCAGGGGCAAAGUUGAUAGUGUAAUUAAACAUUGUUUACCUGCUUGGGAGCUCUUUAACAAUUUAAAGUUAGUUUUUAGUAGAACCAGGAACUUAUAAGCAAAGUCGGGUGAAAUUUAUGUUUGGAUGUUUAGAUUGUGGUUUUUGUUAUUGCAGAUCCCAUUAACUACUUUAAUAUUGAUAAAUUGAGCAAAUUUAAUAUGCACAAGACUUCUGGAAACUCAUCUUAUAUAUUUAUCUAAGCAAAAGCUGAAAAUAUUCACUCAAGUUGAACAUAUACAGGUACAGGAAUCCGUAUAUUCAACUAUAGUGAAAUUCUGCUUGAAAAGUUUGCAUAAUUCAAUUGUAUAUGCAGUUCUCAAGGUCUAUGUUAAAGGAAACUGCUGAAGAUGAAGCUGCUGUCAAUUUCCUGCUUGACGAGAUUUUGUUGUUGGAUGAGCCCACAAGUGCUUUUGGAUCCGAUAUCAACUCUAUACAUAGAGGAUGUUUUAGUGAAGCUGAAGACAAAUCAAGAAAUGACUAUUAUUAUAGUUUCUCACAGCAUCAAACAGAUCCAGAGAGUUGUGGAUGUCAAAUGGAAUGGACUACAUUGGAGAUGAAGGGGAUUCCACAAAUUCGUGGCACCUGUUCACCUCUGGCGAUAUGGUCCAAGAGUGUCCCACUGCUAAAGAUCCCGUGUUUUCUGAGGAUUCUAACAAUGUUUAUUCUUAUGGUCGGGAGAAAGCAGAAGCAAGAUCACUAAAGCAAGAAGCAGAGAAACCUUUAAAGCAAAUAUUAGCCUGUGAAGAUAGAUUAGUCAGUAUGGAUGCUUCUCUGAAGGAGUGUAUGCAGCAGUUGCGUUUUGCGCGAGAAGAGCAAGAAAAAAGGAUUUACGAUGCUAUCCGUAAAUCAAGAGAAUAUGAAGAACAUCCAUUAUCCUGCUAUAUCCUUUAAAUUUUAUGAGAAGAAUUUUAAGAGAAUAUGAAGAACUGAUACAUUGUCCUGCUAUAUCCUGCAGAGAAACUUUUAAAUUUUUUGUUAUGAUAAAAUUAUAUAUACCUCAAGAUAAUUUUUUAUGUUAUCAAUAUUUAUUGACAGUGUCA
Molecule: messenger RNA, 3373 nt
Organism: Daucus carota subsp. sativus
Lineage: Eukaryota; Viridiplantae; Streptophyta; Magnoliopsida; Apiales; Apiaceae
Product: filament-like plant protein 7
Exons: 11
Coding region: 2641-3033 (130 amino acids)
Source: RefSeq, a predicted model, not a curated record